Messenger RNA from Pomacea canaliculata, 2874 nucleotides. RefSeq names its product TCDD-inducible poly [ADP-ribose] polymerase-like. The coding region runs from base 163 to 1878 and encodes 571 amino acids. Gene Ontology annotation, molecular function: NAD+ poly-ADP-ribosyltransferase activity. The record is from RefSeq and is a predicted model, not a curated record. Lineage: Eukaryota; Metazoa; Mollusca; Gastropoda; Architaenioglossa; Ampullariidae. The transcript is spliced from 5 exons.
GAUGCUGAUCCUAGCAGGUUCGAGUACAUCUGUGAAACCUACACGUGGACAGGUGUGUGUUACAAUGGUGCCAACUGUCCACAUUACCACGGCCCUGAUCGUCUGCCAUACCUGUGGCUGACUGAAGUGAAGGGACACUGGAGCAAAAGCCCCGACAGUGAUAUGCUCGAAAUGCGAUUUUGUGAUCCUGGAGAUUUUACAUCGGAGUUUCCUAGUGACUUCAAUACAAUGUCAACCACAGGGGAAAGUAAAGAAAUAACUUGUUCAAGAAGUCUUAAACGACUGUCAACACCAUCAUAUGUGACUGCAGCGCCAGGAACUCCUCUCAACUUCUACACUCAGUGGGUGUGGUACCGGCAAGAACAUGAUGGCAGCUACACCCCCUUCUACCCGGGAACCCUGCAGUACACUCUGGAAGAGAAGUACUUCAAUAAUCAGGGCAAGUACUACUUUGAGUUUGGAAAUCUGCGCCUGAUGGUGGACAUGAAGGACUUGAAACAAACCAAUCUGGACACAAAACGAUCCACAAAACUCAUUCGACGACCAGUCUUUGUACCCAGUAAGAAAUUGAAGAUUCCAAAGAUGUCCCCGCUGCUACUUCACGAAGCUGUUAAGCACGUGCAUCAGGUGCCUGACAACUGGUCUGUCGUGGAUCGUUUCCAGGACUUCGAGCUCGUUGAGCUGGAGUCAGAUAACUCAGAUUACUGUGUCGUACAUCAAGCGUUCUUCUUAACCAUGGAUGUCACCAAGCACAAUAUUGUCAACAUCUUCCGCGUACAGAACCCGGGGCUGUGGGAUAAAUACUGCAGCGCCAAAAGGGCCAUGAUUUCUAAAGAUCAGAUACAAGAAGGGGUAGAUGAGAGUCUGUUAUUCCACGGAACCCCGACACUUCAGGCAGUCAGGGGCAUCUGUGCCAACAGUUUCGACUUCCGCAGGUCUGGAGAAAAUAUGGGAACUGUCUGGGGCAAGGGAGCUUACUUCUCCACCUCGGCUCAGUACAGCCAUGACUACACGGGUGUUCACACCCCAGUCACAGGCGACCCCACACGGUUCAUGUUUCUGGCAAGGAUCCUGGUGGGGCAGUACACUCUGGGUCAUCCUUCUUACACUAAACCACCAGUGCGUGAAGGACUAAAGUUGUACGAUUCGUGCGUGAACGAUGACUUGUUCAACCCCACCAUCUUCGUCAUCUUCGACCUUACACAGAGCUACCCGGAGUAUCUGAUCCAGUACACAGAUGCUUCAGACAGCAGAGAAGAGGCACAAGGCCAACAACUCAAACAGAUGUCACAACUGCAGCAGCUCCCACCGGCCAUCACGUCAGCGUCUUUAUUAGCAAGAUUCUCACAUCAUCGGUUGCUUUCACAAACGUCUUCCAAUACGAGCUCAGUACUGCCCUCUAAACUCGGACACCGAAGCCCGGCGUCUACUACAGCAUCUACUACAUCUACCACUACCUCUUCACAAGCCUCACGUGCUCCUGAUGGCGGCUUGUCAACAACUUCACAGGGAGUAUCAGCAUCCACAUCAAAACAUUUACUGUCACAUACAGAACCCGGGAUAUCUACUUCAGCAAAAAUACAGCCAUUUUCACGACCAUUGCCACUGACACUCGCCACACCACAGCCAGUGUCAAGAUCAACAAAAGCAAUGCAGUUUGUGUCCCCACCAGCCACACCAGAGCCAUUGUCACCUCCAGCCAUCCAACCUCCUAAUUUUCCCCAUUCUCAACAUCAACAACAGUGCAGCCAGCGUCAAGAUCAACAAAAGCAAUGCAGUUUGUGUCACCAUCAGCCACACCAGAGCCAUUGUCACCUCCAGCCAUCCAACCGCCUAUAUUUUCUCCAGUCUCAACAUCAACAACAGCGCAGCCAGUGAUGUCACCGACAUUAUUAUUUGACUCUAUUUCCGAUGAAGACGUGGAAUACGUGCCUCCGCCGCCUUCAUCAUUACACGCUUUGUUAUUAUGAAGACGAUGUGUAUUAGGGUAAUACUAAAAUGACGAGAAAUGUUACUGCAGAUGGGCUUCAAUUUGAUGAGCACUGAAAUAGUCUACAUAUUCUCUACACGACUGUAAUCAUUUAUUAGCUUCCUCACUGUACUUUGCACUCAUCUACCCACCUUCAUACAUUGAUGCACAGGAAAUAUACUCACCAGUUGUGCAGGUGAUUAAAUGUCUUGAUAUGGAACUUACUUUUGAACAUUUUGCUUUCUGGAUUUUUUUUUUUUUUUUACAAAAUUUAAAUCCACAAUUUUACUUUAUGAAUGGAAUGUUUGUAAACAUGUUUUGCAAUCCAUUGUUGUAUAACUCUAAAAGUUAGGGCUAAUACUAGCCUUGGGGAAAAGUGUUUUGUGUAUUAAUGAGAAUAAGUUGUUAUUAUGAGGGAAUUUAUGUUCUCGAAUAAUGCUACUCAAGAGCAUUAGUGACCUGUACACAAGUGCAUAAAAGUUCUACAUACUCAACAGAUUUUUAUCAGAUGUUUACACCUAGAACUUUAAUAAUUUAUUUUGAUAAACUGGGAUUUAGUGGAUAUUAGUAUUACAGCUUUUCAGAUCAAAAGCGUGUAAAAAUAUUAUUAGUUUUGCUAUGCAGACUAGUUAAUGAAUUUUCUAUUCCAUCUGCAGAAAAUUCAGCAAAAUAUAUCAAAGUGUAACAUAAGCUUGUUAUGAAGGGAAACGUUUGUAUAUUUUGUUUUUAUUUGUAAGCUUGAUGCAUCUCAUUGUGUUAAGUUUUAACAGUACUGACUGUAAACUGCAUUCAAUGACCCGUGACUGUUAAGAGCAGCAAAACACGUAUCUUGUCAUGUAAAAUGUGAAAAUGAAUGUGUAACAACUUUGUAUGUAGAUGCUGCUUUCUAAAUAAAAAAAUAUCUU